Molecule: messenger RNA, 3203 nt
Organism: Nymphaea colorata (pocket water lily)
Lineage: Eukaryota; Viridiplantae; Streptophyta; Magnoliopsida; Nymphaeales; Nymphaeaceae
Product: plant-specific TFIIB-related protein PTF2
Exons: 16
Coding region: 860-2668 (602 amino acids)
Biological process (GO): transcription by RNA polymerase III; DNA-templated transcription initiation; transcription preinitiation complex assembly
Cellular component (GO): transcription preinitiation complex; transcription factor TFIIIB complex; nucleus
Molecular function (GO): RNA polymerase III general transcription initiation factor activity; RNA polymerase III type 3 promoter sequence-specific DNA binding
Source: RefSeq, a predicted model, not a curated record
GACGAGUGUGCCUGUGUCAUGUGUCCAUCGUUGAAGGACGAAAUUUGAAAAAAAUUAAGUCCAUUGUUGAAGGAGAACGCGGGAACAAACCACCUUUGUGGGGGGCGUAUUGAGAAUUUCUGCCGCGUCCGUCAUCCUUUCGAUGGGGCGGACGUGCAGGAAGGCGGGGGGAGGAAGACGAACAAGAAGCACAGAGAGUUUCUCCCCUUCCGAAUGACAAAGGACGAAGGGUCGGAUUAUGAUUCCGGAGUCUUUUCAUCGCCAGUUAGGGCGUAAAGGCGCGAAGCUUUUUUCUUUUCCCGCGAAGCUGCCUUCGCCUCUCUCUUUCGCGUGAAGCCUCUCGUCCCGCCUCCUGCUGCCUUGCGCCUUCUCUGGUCUUCCUGCGCUAUCUUCGUCUCUCCUUCUCCCGUGCAGUUCUCCGGCUGCCAUCAACGGCAGUGAUCUCUGCUCUUGAGGCACCGUUUGCCAGCCGCCAUCUGGUUCACCACCGUCCGCUGCGCCUCCAGGGCAAAAAAGAGAGGGGCAAGAAAGAGGAUAUAUCUGGAUGGUAGUAACAUCCUUAUAAGUCAGUAAUAUUUUAGCAAAAUGAAAAGCAGUAUGUUUUUAGCAGAUCCCCCCAAGUAUAGGACACCCAAAUUUUAGUCCUAGAAUUUUAGCAUGAACGAAAAGGGAUGACGGGUUCAUGCACAGAAGGCUGUAGUGGUUUUGAAACAAUUCCUGCAAGUAGAAAUCCAACGGUUCGUUCUUCGGAUUGGUGGGUCGAGGAUUAAAGUGGAGUCGUCCUUGCAAGUAGUGUUGCUUCUCUUCGAAGGAACGGUCGCUAAGGCGUCUUUGUGCAUUGUUCCCGAUCACUGGAGAGAUGGAGGACCAUCGGCGAUGCAACAAGUGUGGGGCCCGGUCGGUGAUAUUCGACUCGCCCAAUUGGGUCUGCUGCCAAUGCGGCACUGUCCAGGAUUCUGAUCACUUCGUUUCUCAUCUUGACGUCUACACGGAGAAUCUUGGGCGUUCGGUGGCGAUUGGACAAUCCAAUCCCACUGUUAGCACUAAUUUUGGGGGCCGCCGGAUCUUUAUCCGGGGAGAUUAUAACUACAAGGAGCGUAAGGAGUUUGAGGCUAGAAGGACAAUUGACGAUAUCAUGUCAAGCUUAGAAUUUUCUCCUUCAAGAGCUGAUGAUGUGAAAUAUAUGGUUGAAAAGAUAACUGAAGGUGAAUGGGGUGGAGGAAACUGGUUCCCUGUCCUUGUUGGUGCCUGUGCUUAUGUGGUAGCUCGACAGAAUCAUCUACCUCUUACAAUUACACAAGUUGCUGCUGUUAUUACUUGUGAUGUUCACGAACUUGGGCGGAUGUACACUCGGGUUAGGGAGUUUCUCAAGCUGGAUUUGCCAGAGACAAAUAUUUUCAUGAUUUUGGAGCGGGCAAUUCGAAACUCUCCAAGCUUCCUGGACAUUCCAAAAGAGAAAAUAAGUGUGAUGAUUAUGCAAGGGAGGUUUCUGUUGCAAUGCUCCAUCAAGUGGUUUCUAACUACAGGGCGACAUCCUCUUCCGAUGAUUACUGCUAUAGUCGCUUUUGUUGCAGAGAUCAACGGACAGGUGAAAGUUGGAGUAGAUGAGAUUUCAAAGGAGCUUUCUGCAUGUAAGAGUACCAGCAGGCAAAGACUUAAAGAGCUCCAGGGGUCUUUAGUUAAGGUUGCAAAAAAAUUGCCCUGGGGAGGAGAUGUGACAAGCAAAAGUUUAGUGCAUCAUGCACCAUUCAUUAUUCAGUUUAUGCAGGUGAAAUCAAAGAUAAAGGCAACAGCUAUGCCAAAUGUGUCACUUCCAGAGGCCCAAUGCCAGAAGGUAGGGACUUUUUCAAUCGGCUCCAGGUCCAGUCACUCUGCAAAAGCUGCUCUGGAUGAGCUCUUGGACUUGCCUUCUGGAUCUUCCAUCCAUAGAUGUACUAAAGCAAGCAACACCGAGUCCGAAUCCGAUGACAUAGGUAUUCAGGAAAUGUCAUUAGCACAUGCAACACAUUUGAAUUCUGAAAAGCUCAAGCUUUCAGUAGAGUGUUUGAAGAAUGCAUAUGCAAGGUUCCAAGAGAGGGAUGUUUCUAGAACUUUGUUGGGAGAUGCAGAAGGAGUAUGUGGUGCAAAAAGGCGAAAGAAGGAUACUGUGCCAGCACCUCCUGAAAAGAUACAUGCUGGCAUCUUGAAUUGUCAUUUAAAUAAAAGAGUUUCAUCCCAUGAACUUCUUGAAAGAGAUGUUGGACUGGAUUCCUUUCCUCCAUCCUUUCUGACAAGCAUGGAUGUUUAUAUGAGGAGGAGAAGAAAGAUAGAAGCUGCCAAGCUGCGAAUCAACAAAAUUAUGGAUUCUAAGAUAUCAUCGCAAAGGAGGAGCUUGACUGAGCAGGAUAAUGUUUCAGACGAUGAAGAGUAUACGGAUGUGGCAAGCUGCAGUACAAGCAAACUUUAUCAGCAGGCUGGAGAAAAAGAUAUUGAUUGGGAAGAUUGUAUUAUUGAACUCCUUCUCUUGCAUCUGGUAAGCGAGGAAGAAAUAGAGAAGGGAUACUAUCGAUCUCUACUUGGUUUGUACGUCUUUAGUUCUGGUCAUAACAUUUCAAAUGAAGAACUUGGGAGUUACCUACGCCCCAAAGAAGAAGUUGCUUUAUUAUCGAUGCUAAAGGACUGGGAGUGACUAGUAAGAAGUAACAUUUGCAGCGUCUUAAGUUGGAUCAAAUUUCCAGAGUGUUAAUCAGGACGGCAUCUGUCAGAUGGAUAUUUGGGGUACUCUCUCUCUCUUUCUCUCCAUCAAAUUUCCAUAUCGUUAUUGAGUACGAGCUACAGAGCAGAGGGUUACUAACCAAGCUCAAUCUAUCAGUUAGGGCGAAGUGCUUGUAGCUUACCUUAGAUUCGCAUGCUUGUGAAUGUACAGGAAAAUGCUUUUGUGCAUGCGGUUUUUUGUAACAACAUUUUGACUACUUUAUUUAGUUUGAACAGCAUAAAGUUGUGUACAUCAUUUUGAUAUGUCGGAUUAAUUAAUGAAUAGAAGGCCUGUGCCAUCCGCGAGCAUCAAUCAUGAAGUGGUUGUACAUAUUUGAGCCUGAGGGCAAUUAGAGAGGCGAAUACUGUUCAGCAUGGUGAUGCAAGUGGGAUGGAUUUUUGUAAUUGAUUCUUGUAAGACAAGGCUUCUGAGUUUGAGAUGAUUAUUAAUGCGUCAGAUCUUUCCAAGA